This is a messenger RNA of Hippocampus zosterae (dwarf seahorse), 1648 nucleotides long. RefSeq names its product polyubiquitin-B. Lineage: Eukaryota; Metazoa; Chordata; Actinopteri; Syngnathiformes; Syngnathidae. Gene Ontology annotation, cellular component: cytoplasm; nucleus. The record is from RefSeq and is a predicted model, not a curated record. Gene Ontology annotation, molecular function: ubiquitin protein ligase binding; protein tag activity. The coding region runs from base 174 to 1547 and encodes 457 amino acids. The transcript is spliced from 2 exons. Gene Ontology annotation, biological process: protein ubiquitination; modification-dependent protein catabolic process.
GAAAUGCAGUGUGCCGGGGAAUGAGGGGAACUAUUUAGUGCGGAUGGAUACCUUCAAUGACGUGGCAGGCGCUCUAAUAUAUAAAAGGGAUUUUGAGCGUCCGUUGUAUAGAACUUGAGUGGAAGACGCGAGAAGUUGAGCGAGCCGAUAUAUUCACAGCCAAUCGUAUAAACAUGCAGAUCUUUGUGAAGACCCUCACUGGAAAGACCAUCACCCUCGAGGUUGAGCCCAGUGACACCAUUGAGAAUGUCAAAGCUAAAAUCCAGGACAAGGAAGGCAUUCCCCCUGACCAGCAGAGGUUGAUCUUUGCUGGCAAACAGCUGGAAGAUGGCCGCACACUGUCAGACUACAACAUCCAGAAAGAGUCCACCCUCCAUCUUGUCCUGCGUCUCAGGGGUGGCAUGCAGAUCUUCGUGAAGACCCUCACUGGCAAGACCAUCACCCUCGAGGUUGAGCCCAGUGACACCAUUGAGAAUGUCAAAGCUAAAAUCCAGGACAAGGAAGGCAUUCCCCCUGACCAGCAGAGGUUGAUCUUUGCUGGCAAACAGCUGGAAGAUGGCCGCACACUGUCAGACUAUAAUAUUCAAAAAGAGUCCACCCUCCAUCUUGUCCUGCGUCUCAGGGGUGGCAUGCAGAUCUUCGUGAAGACCCUCACUGGCAAGACCAUCACCCUCGAGGUUGAGCCCAGUGACACCAUCGAGAAUGUCAAAGCCAAAAUCCAGGACAAGGAAGGCAUUCCCCCUGACCAGCAGAGAUUGAUCUUUGCUGGCAAACAGCUGGAAGAUGGCCGCACCCUCUCUGACUAUAAUAUUCAAAAAGAGUCCACCCUCCAUCUUGUCCUGCGUCUCAGGGGUGGCAUGCAGAUCUUCGUGAAGACCCUCACUGGCAAGACCAUCACCCUCGAGGUUGAGCCCAGUGACACCAUCGAGAAUGUGAAGGCCAAAAUCCAAGACAAGGAAGGCAUUCCCCCAGACCAGCAGAGGUUGAUCUUUGCUGGCAAACAACUAGAAGAUGGUCGCACCCUGUCUGACUACAACAUCCAGAAAGAGUCCACCCUCCAUCUUGUCUUGCGUCUGCGAGGUGGCAUGCAAAUCUUUGUGAAGACCCUCACUGGCAAGACCAUCACCCUCGAGGUUGAGCCCAGUGACACCAUCGAGAAUGUCAAAGCCAAAAUCCAAGACAAGGAAGGCAUUCCCCCUGACCAGCAGAGGUUGAUCUUUGCUGGCAAACAGCUGGAAGAUGGCCGCACACUGUCAGACUACAACAUCCAGAAAGAGUCCACCCUCCAUCUUGUCCUGCGUCUCAGGGGUGGCAUGCAGAUCUUCGUGAAGACACUCACUGGCAAGACCAUCACCCUUGAGGUUGAGCCCAGUGACACCAUUGAGAAUGUGAAGGCCAAAAUCCAGGACAAAGAAGGCAUUCCCCCAGACCAGCAGAGGUUGAUCUUUGCUGGCAAACAACUAGAAGAUGGUCGCACCCUGUCUGACUACAACAUCCAGAAGGAGUCCACGCUCCAUCUUGUCCUGCGUCUGCGUGGUGGCCAGUAGUUGGUCACAAUUUCACGUUUGAUAAAGUUGAAUAUAGUAUUCUGAAUUUGGCAUUCGCCAUGACCAAAUGUUCAUUGCAUUCUUGGAAUAAAUGAUUGAAC